AUGGGGAGGAAAUCCAACGUAAAUUUCAAAUCAGUUCAUUAUGAGGAGGUGUUCAUCCAAGAGAAGUUCACCCAAGAGAAGUUGCACUUAAUCGUGUCUUUGAGCAUCACUUUUGUGGUUUGCGAUCGAAAGGCAGACAUUCAGUGUCUUAAGGAGGGAUCAAAUGAUUUGAAGAAUAAAACAGAGCAACAACUCUAUGAUUUGAGUCAAACUAAUCUCGAGAUCGGACAGGAAUUGGUGCUCAAGAGGGCUGAUAUCGCCAACUCUGAGGGUUUGACGUGUUAUUACCAGUUCUACCAGAAUUACACCCAAGGGUUGGCCAAUAUAUUCAUGAAACAAAAUGAAAUCAAUCGACUCAAUACCUCCCGAACACCCGAUGAGAGAGCGGGUGCUGUGAAAGGCAUUGCGUCCAUAACUAAAGCCAUGAGAUGUGACGAGUCGUGGAGAGCCAUACACUUCAAUGAAACCAUAAAUGAAGCCAAAUGUUCCCGAUUUGAGACCGCAUUUGGAUUGGAUUUAAUCCAAUUUAAGCCAAAACUCGCACUUUUGGAAACCGGUCUCGGAUUUGGAGAUUUGGCCCUAAAAUUCAAAAACAAUGUUAUGUCAGGAAUUGUUGGAGACAUAAGUAAACUCUUUGGAAAAGUCUACACCGAAGCUGAAAAAUGUUCACUAAAACUAACAAAUCCUAAGCAAAGUUGUCAUAAUUUGAAAAUGUUUGUCAAAGAAAUCGACCGCCUGUUCUACCUUGCUGAGAUCGGCGUUUUGGCACUAUUUUAA
Medioppia subpectinata is the source of this 777-nucleotide messenger RNA. NCBI's taxonomy places the organism in Eukaryota, Metazoa, Arthropoda, Arachnida, Sarcoptiformes, Oppiidae. The record is from the annotation of a GenBank genome assembly.